This is a messenger RNA of Menidia menidia (Atlantic silverside), 2013 nucleotides long. The record is from the annotation of a GenBank genome assembly. Lineage: Eukaryota; Metazoa; Chordata; Actinopteri; Atheriniformes; Atherinopsidae.
AUGUCUGUCUGGGUUACUGAGGAGGUCAUCAAGAGGUCCCUUCGUUUUUGCUGCAGCAGGUCUCUAUGGCAACAACGUUGUUUCCUGGUAACAGCAUCAACUCCAGACUCAUCUUUUCCCGGCCAGACACAUGCACGCAUUUUGGACCGAAGGCUGAACAGGUUAUGUCCCCUGGGGAGACAUGUUACUGAAAUAAGGUUCUACUCUCAGGGUAAGAAUCUCAGUGAUGAGUUGGAGGGGGGGAAUCAUUUUACCCCCAAACUGGCUGUUCUGCCCCCUUCUGCUGAGAUUAAGUUUGAUGAGUCAGACUCAGAGCAGAAGCCAGGGAGGUCCCCUUUCUAUGACUACCUGCAGUCCUGCCACUCCCCUUCAGAUGUGUUAGACCUUACCUGUAAGUACUCGCCCACAAUACGCCAGGUCAGCAACUGCCUGACGCAAAUGUGGUCCUCCACCAAGAAAAUGUCAGACGAUCAGCGGCGCUGUGAGUUGCGGUUAAUGUUCGAGCAUCCCGCAUUUGAGAAACUCAUGCAAAAGGCCUUGAGUUCCGUCCAGCACAUGCGCGACGAUGACUUGACUUACUCUCUCCUUAGCAUGGUCAGUUUGGGCGUGCCUCAACAUAGCCGUGUGGUCCAGACUUACCUACGAACCUGUCAGGACAGGCUGAAUGACUUUGAUGAGAAGAGUCUGUCCAUCUUGGCUUCCUGUCUGGAACAUAUGGAGGACAGUCCCAACGUGGAUGCUCUAAAGGAAGGCCUGAGGCUGGUCGUUGAGACCCAUCUUCCCAGGAUUCAGAAUGUAAUGGCUCUUCAGACCAUGAUGCGCCUGUUGGGAAAAGAUUCCCCAAAAGAGCUUAAAUUGAAACUUGAGAAAAAGGCCUUAUCGAUGACGGACCAGUUCAGCCUUCCCAAUGCUCAGUACAUGAUCUCCACUAUGGCCGCGAUGGGCUUCCACUCCAAACCACUGCUGCAUGUCUGCAGUCAGAAAAUCGCAGAAAACCUUCAUGGGAUCCCAUUUAGCAGAUUAUAUAAAGUGCUGCAGUCCUGUAAGGUGCUUCUCUUCAGGGACUUGGAUCUGCUGGUUGGCAUUUCAGAUUAUGUUGCCUCCACCCUGGACAUAUGGUCCAACAAACAGCUGCUGCUUUUCUUAUCUGUGUUCGAGGACCUCGUCUUCUCUCCCGCUGCCUUAAUGACGGCUUUUGCUGAGAGAGUGAUUGCCAAACCCGGAGCCCUGACGCUUAAAGACCUCCUGUGUGUCCUCAAGGUGUACUCCUCUCUCAACUUUGAUCUUCAGCACCAAAGGGAACAGUUCCUGGAGAGCCUGAGCCAGGCCCUCAGCUGCUACCUGCCAAAGAUGUCCGGGAUGGAGCUGCUGAAGGGGGCCUACUGUCUCUGUCUGCUGGGCCACUUCCCCCCAGCUCUGCUGGAGGGGCUCCUGCACAGCAGCGCGCUGGAGCAGCUGGAAGCAUCAAAGCUUCCUAAGAGUCGGGAAAGAAUGCUGCAGACAGUGAGUCUGUGCCUCCGCCUGGACCGGCCCCCCCUGCCUCAGCCCCUGACGGUCCCCCCGGCGUUGCUGGGAAAUGCCCCCCCCGUCACCUGGUCGAUGAACUCACGGCUCUCACAGGGGCUGCAGAGUGUGCUGGGGGGGCAGAGCUCUUCAGGCCUGCAGGAGAUGGUGGUGGUGGAGAACUUCUACCUCAUAGAUGGUCUUAUAACCAAACCUCUGCCAGCUAAAACCUCAGAGACAGAGGCCAGUAUCUGUACAGAGGAAACGUUUUCUCCAGCAGAGAGCAGCCAAAGAAUUGCCGUCAUUUAUGGCCCAAACUCCAGUUUUUGCUAUGGUACAUCCACUCCCCGGGGUCCCCUCGCUGUUAAGAUCCGUCAUCUGAAGAUCCUGGGAUAUACUCCUGUCCUGGUUAAAGAGCGUGAUCUACAGCCUGCCACUGAGGAGGAAAGGACAGACAUCCUUAGAAGACUGAUUUUCCCAGAACAACACACAUCAGAAAGCCUAAAAUAG